This is a messenger RNA of Xiphophorus couchianus (Monterrey platyfish), 3487 nucleotides long. RefSeq names its product transmembrane channel-like 8 (gene tmc8). The transcript is spliced from 16 exons. Gene Ontology annotation, molecular function: mechanosensitive monoatomic ion channel activity. The coding region runs from base 1040 to 3136 and encodes 698 amino acids. Lineage: Eukaryota; Metazoa; Chordata; Actinopteri; Cyprinodontiformes; Poeciliidae. Gene Ontology annotation, cellular component: plasma membrane. The record is from RefSeq and is a predicted model, not a curated record.
AGCAUAUCUUUUCCACACACAAAUGUGAGGUUUCCUGUCCUUUAUUUUGCUUCCAUGUGUAAAAAUAUGUAAAUACUUUCUUUGCUAACUCUCCACUUCCUCUCCAAGUAUACUUUAAACAAAAGCUCAACAACUUCUCCCCUCUCUGUUUCCAUUCCUUGUCUCGAAGCUAAACUCUAACAUCCCUUUGUUUCUGGCCAAGCAGAGUGCGUCUUUAACAGUUUCAGUAGAAUGGAAACCAAUCAUGUGGAAAAAGCAGCUAAGAAAUGACGUUGAUACCCAUUUAAGAAUGUAUUGACUGGAAACCUCAAAUGUCUUUGUGGUCUCCUGAGAGUGGGUGUAAAAAGCCUUCGUGUUUCAUCACCUCCUUUUUCCCCAUCACUCACUGGCUGUAAGCGGCGAACAGCUUCCCUGAGAGGAUGCAGUGAUGUCGAGCUAUGGCCUAAAAAGCUUGCGAUCUACUUUUCUAUUUAGCCAGAGUGGAAACUACUCACUGCGACAAGACAGAGCUGCAACUUAUGCUAAAAAAAAUUCUGUUUAAGAUAAUUACUACUAACUUUUCGUUGAACUUAAACAACACAUCACAGUCAGUAAUGAGUCAAGAUGUUUGCAUACAUCAAAGCUUCAUCUUAUUACUUCCCUAAACCUCUUUGUGCUUUUUUCCUACCAGCCCAUUAUGUGUUUGUGUGUUUUGUGUAUUUCUUCUUGUCAAGUGAACUCAACAGUCUGCAUCCUGUCAUGUGACUUUCUGCGAUCUGUCAAACUUCAGCCUCAGUUUGGACUAAUUUUACACCUGCUCCAACUUGAGAAACAGAAGCAGUCCCAGUAGCAUGAGACAGAGCCGGUCAGCUGUUCAGAAGCACUUCUGCAUGGCGUCCGCUGCGAGGCGUGAAGCGGGGUAUUUUGAUGCAGGACUCGGAAGUGACUUUUCACUUUUUUGAAACUUUGAGUUGCAGCUCAAGCAGAGAAGUCGACGGUAUGUGUUGCUUAUGAAGACGGACAGCGUAGUUUGCAAUUAAAGAGGAAGUGCGGGGUGAAAAUGGAAGGCCAGAAAACGGUGAACUUCAUGAGACUCUUGUCAGAUGAAAGCGUCGAGUCCACCUUGUCGUCAGACUCAUGUGAGUACUACCAUACAGAGAUAUUUGACCUGCUGCCCAGUGUCCAGGCUGUCCGGUCCCAGCAGGACAGCUAUGAUACGCUGAAAACCAGCAAGGUCCACCAGGGUGGCCUGCAACCCGGGGAGGCCUUCAGCACUGAGAACCAGUCAAGAGGACCCAGAGACAAGCUGUCUCUGCAGCCACUGCGGAACCUGGCCAUUUGUAUGCAGGGGAAGAGGAGCGCAAGGGAAAGGAGGAAAAUUCAGAUCAGCAAUAUUGGUUUCUGGGAGUCGUGGAGGCGGAGCCAGAGCAUCAACAGGAAGAGGGUCUGGGCUCACAUGAGGGAGGCGGGAGCCAGCUUGUUGCCUUGGAAACAGACACUCCACAAAAUUCAAGGGAGGUUUGGCAUCGGAGUGAAGUCCUACUUUGUGUUCCUCAGAUAUCUGAUCUACUUGAACCUGCUGCACUGUGCUCUGAUCGGGGGCUUCAUCCUGGGGCCCACAGGGUUUUAUGGCACAAACAGCAGUGAAUCGUUGCGAUUUGGCGGAAACGACUCUGUGUUAGACUUCCUCCUGGGAUCGGGAUUUCUGGCUCGUUCGCCUGUUUUCUUUGGCUUUUACACCAGAGGCUCUCUGAAUCUCGACUGCCUGAACACACCCCUGCUUUACCUGGCUGGGAUCCUCAGCAUCAUCUUCCUUAGUCUCAUCAUGGUGGUCCGCAGAACGACUGUUGGCUACAAGCACACCUGGAUGCUCGAGAAGCGAACCAGCAUGAAUGUGAGCUUUAAGGUCUUUUGUGGCUGGGACUACAGCAUCCAUCAUCCAGAGUCUGCAGAGCUCAAGCAGAGCUUCAUCAGGAAUGACCUGAAGCUCUUCCUGGAGGAGAUGAAGUUUAACUUGAAAAAGGCUCAAAGGACUCUGGGACAAAAGCUGCGCCUCUACCUGCUGAGGUUCAUCCUAAACCUGAUUGUUGUCUUUCUGCUCGGUGGAGCUUUUACUCUCAUCUACUUGUCCACAAACGUGUCCCUCAAAGAGUCGAACGAAGUUUUGGUUCUCAAGCUGAUCCUUCAGUAUCUUUCUCCCAUCACCAUGACCUUUGUGGACCUAGUCCUCCCUCAGAUAUUCCGCAAGAUCUCAUCUUUCGAGGACUACUCUCUAACCGUUCAAGUAAAUGUAACACUUGUGAGGAGUAUCUUCUUGAAGCUGGCUUCCCUGGGGAUCUACUUAGUUUUCCUCUUCAAAACAUCAGUCGAAAAUCGUCUGUGCAGGGAAAACCAGAUUGGCAUUGAGAUGUACAAACUGUGCAUCUUCAACUUCCUCACCACUUUCUGCAACACUUUUUUGGUGAACUACCCCAGGAAGCUUUUGCAGGAGAAGCACCCAACCUGCUUUCUGGUCCGGCUGUGCGGGAGGCAGCGGUUUCUGAUCCCGUUCAAAGUUCUGGAUCUGGUCUACAUCCAAACUGUGUUGUGGGUUGGAGUCUACUACUGCCCCCUGCUGCCUAUGAUCGGAGUAGUCAGCCUGUUGGUGAUAUUCUACAUCCAAAAGUUUGAUGUUUUGCAGUGUUGCGAGGCGGAGCAGCGGAUGUUUCGAGCCUCCAGCUCUUCGGUUUUAUUCCACUUCAUGCUGUUGCUGGGUCUCCUCAUGGCUGCAGCCGCACCGAUAAUUGACUUCCACCUGGUCGAGGGAACAAACAAGAUCUCCUGUGGUCCGCUUAAAAAUGAAACUGUGCUUACUGUGACAAACACCUGCGUGACAAGUCUUCCCAACUCAGUCCAGAAUGUUCUCAAGUACUUGUCCUCACAAGCCUUUGCCCUGCCUCUCCUGCUAGCUAAGAUCAUCAUCCUGACAUCGUAUGUGUCACGAGGACGCGCCAACCAGAAGGCAAUCGAAAGGCUUAAAGACAUGCUGAUUAUGUGCAGCUCAGAUAAACGGUUCCUGGUGAAGCAGCAUGCCACCUUACUGAGAGGUCCUAAGAACUCAAGCAGAGCCCGUCCUGCUGCUGCGGAACAGAAAAAGCUCCUCCAUGGCGCUCCCUGAGGCUCCCCGUUUAUUCUCCUCUGGAAAUGAUGGAAAACAAGAAGAGACAUGUUGAAUUAUUCACAAAGAAGCAGAGUGACCUAUUGAAACUUGUGACCCAAUUCUGUAAAAAGACAUUUUCAGAUUAUUCUUGCAGCCUUCCUCGCAAGCAUUUUAUACACCUGUGUUAAAGCUAAUAACAGCGUGCAGACUGCUGGAAGGUCUUUUAUCAGUGUUGACAUUAGUGACAUGCACAUUAACCUCUUUAUAUGAAAAAUAGAGCUUGGUAGUAUUCCUAAAUGUUGACUUAAUAUUAUUCAAGAGGCUGUAAACGUUUUUAUUUGUGUGUUUAUUAAACUUUUUUUGCACUAA